CUUACGUCAGUGGUGUCAAAAAUGUUCGCCGAAGAAAGCGAUCUAAAUAGAUAAUUAAAACAUUUUCCGAUGAUUCCUCUCAAUGGUAGUGCCUUUUUAAACAUAAUGCCAGCAAACUAGUAAUAUGGAGAGCGACACUGCAGGGUUCACCCUGCCCCCGGCGCCCGGGGGGUUGUGCUUCGAUCGAAACGAUUUCGUCAAGACAAAUUUCUCCGUGGACAACUUCCUCGCAGAGCACCAGAAUGUGUCUUCUUUGGAGACUAUGCGAGAUGACCUGGGCGCUUAUUUGAAGGUGCUAAGGCUGGCGAUGAUAGAGUUGAUUAACAAGGACUACGCUAAUUUCGUCAAUUUGUCGGCGACACUCAUCGGCUUCGACAAGGCCAUCGCUAAAAUACAAACGCCUCUAACGCAACUCAAUGGAGAAGUCUUGGGUGUGAAACAAUGUCUAGAUGAUGCCAUGAAAGAGCUAUCUAUGUGGCUCAACCAAAGACAUGGUCUACAGAAGAAAAAACAACUAUUAAGAUACUAUAGUCAAACUAUCAACAGUUUGUCCACCUUGGAAAAUAUUUUACAAGAUAUUUCCAAUAAGAAAAAACAUGAACAGAUUGCAUUAGCGGACCGGGCAGCCAUGCAAUACAAUCAGUUGAAGUUUUCUAUCUCCAAAUGUGAGAGUUUAAUCAAAUCUGAUCAGAAAACACAGUUCAACAAUAUUGGAGGAAAGCUCAUUCAACAUUUAAAUGAUCUGUUAUUCAUAUUCUGGAAUGAUAGCGAUGAAAAUAACAUGCUUAAAGCAUUAUUAACACUGGCAUCUUUAGACAGAGUGACAGAAACAGAGAUGCUUGUAAGAAAGCAGGCAAUAGCUCCGUUGCUGCAGGACAUUAUAAGUGAGCCAGCGUUACAGCGAAGCAAAGAUGGUCUCCAAGGAGUUUAUGAACGAAUCUUAGCUUUACUAGACACAAAACUGAAGCUUCUCCACUCUGUAAUGGAACAUUCCAAGAUGUCUUUCCUUGCUAAGCAGUAUAGAUUCUUAGUCAAUUGUUUUUGGUGCGAGGUAGAGAGUAGGCUGGAAGUUAAUUUGGCAUCUAUAUUUGCGCCUGGCAACCCUAAGAUAUUCUAUAGGCGAUAUAAUGAGAGUGUUCAGUUUGUGAGGAAGCUGGAGGAGUACUGUGGAGACCCGGAGAUGGUGAGGCUGCUGCAUGAGACGGCGGAGUAUAAGAACUUUCAGAAGAGAUGGAAUUUGCCUGUGUACUUCCAAAUAAGGUUUCAAGAAAUUGCAGGUAGUUUUGAAGCAACACUACAGAGUGCCCCAAUAAAACAAGAGAAAGAUGGUUUGGUGCUAAAAGAGACCUACAGCUGUUGGGUCGCCCUCCAGCAGUGCUGGUCGGAUGGGGUAUACAUUGAGGCUCUAGCUCACAAGUUCUGGAAGCUGUCGCUGCAGCUGCUAGCCCGGUAUUCCACUUGGUGCUGCACUAUCUGUACCCAGAAAUCUCCAAAAUUAGAACCAACCAGUGUAAAUAGAACUCUAAUAGACAACAGUAUUAGCAUCUACGUCGACACGCAAACGCUCCUCCAAAGGCUACCGCAGUUCCUUCAAUCUAUCGAACAUAAAGUACCUUGCCAAAAGGAUAUACUCCGAAAUAGUUUGAAAAUCACAGAGGCGACACUCCAAGGAAAUAGACACAAGAUAAAAGAGUCUAUAGUCAACGAGAUGUCCGAUUAUUUUAACAUACAAUUGAAGCAAGUGAGUGAUAUACCGCGUUUGUACAGGAAGACGAAUAGAAGUGUGCCGACUAAGCCUUGCACUUAUAUAGAUGUGGUUAGCAGAGAGGUGCACCAGUUCAAUGAGAGCGGAAGCCAGCGGCUAGAUAACGCGUUUAUGCAGGAAAUAUUCGCGGCGCUGUUCAAUGUUAUGACGGAGUCAUAUUACAAGUACGUAGAAGACGUCCUAACCUCUGUUCAAAAAACAGAAGACUCCCUAAGAAGACUGAAGCAGAUUCGCGAAAAGACCGCCCAGCGGAGCAGCGAGAGCUCAGGACCGACUGACGGGGAGAAAAUCCGCCUACAACUCAGUGUUGAUGUGGUGUCCUAUGGAGCCCUAGCGAGAGCAAUGCAGGUCGAUGUCAGCGCGUUGCACAAGUAUAAAGAACUUAAUUCUAUGGUCACGGAAGCUGUAAAAAGUAUAGAUAUUAAAUGAUAUGCACAUUUAUACGUUAA
Molecule: messenger RNA, 2214 nt
Organism: Leguminivora glycinivorella
Lineage: Eukaryota; Metazoa; Arthropoda; Insecta; Lepidoptera; Tortricidae
Gene: Cog2
Product: conserved oligomeric Golgi complex subunit 2
Exons: 6
Coding region: 125-2194 (689 amino acids)
Biological process (GO): Golgi organization; intra-Golgi vesicle-mediated transport; protein transport
Cellular component (GO): membrane; COG complex
Source: RefSeq, a predicted model, not a curated record